AUGGGGAGGAAAUUGCCCGCUCUUGCUCCGGCCGGGGCGGCGGCGGCGGGAAGGAAGCGAAAAGGUGCCACCUUGACAACGCUCGCCGCGUGCAAGCGCCCUGCGCGGGCGCAAGUAAUCGGCGGAUGGGCGUCCCUGCCCACCGACAUAGUUGGCCUCAUCACCUGCCGGCUCCUGGCCGGCGACGGCGACGGCGACGUGGUUGAUUACAUCGCCUUCCGCGCCGUCUGCUCCGGCUGGCGCGCCUGCACGCCCACGGCGCGCGACCCCACACUGCGGGAUCCCCGCCUACGCCCGCGCGGCUGGGUCGCUCUCUGUGACGGCGACGCCGUCCGCCCAGACGAUGCCUGCGAGAUCGUCUUCUUCCAUACGCGCACGGCCAGGCGCCUCCGCGUCCUCCUCCCGGAGCUCCGGCAACACAGGAUCGUUGGCUUCACCGACGGACUCCUCAUCCUCGUGCACAAGCGCACCACCGAGGUCCGCGUGCUGCAUCCCUUCACGCGCGUCGUGGUCGAUUUCCCGCCCCUCGCCCCGGUGUACCACGCGGUAGUCAGGCGGAUGAAGCUGCUCGACAUGAGCGCCGCGAUAUGCAGCAGCGCGUCCUCGGCGACCUCCAUUGCGGUGGUGGUCUGGUUCCUCUGCACAAGUGUGGUGCUCGGCGCCGACCCGGGUUCAGAUUGGGAGCUUCUCCACCGAGGUCUUUAUGUUUGGAAUACCUUGUCCUUCCAAGGAAAGCUCUAUGCCACCACCCUGUCUUCACACGAGAUCCUGCAGCUAUACCCUCCUCCCAGACAGGAGGAACCCCUCGAGAAUUCUGUGGUGGUUGCUCAUGCUCCAUAUUUUGCUGAUCGCAUGUAUAGCGAUUUUCUACUCGUGGAGUCUGGUGGAAGGAUGCUGCUCGUCGUCCGGCACCCAGCUCCUGGUACAAAGGAGAUGGACUGGUCGGGACUAGAAGUCUUCAGGCUCUAUGAAGUGCAUCUGAGCAGCCAGCAGUGUAAGCUUAUCCCGGUGAACACCUUAGGCGACCGCUCGCUGUUUCUCAGCGGUGACCGAUGCCUGUCUGUUUCGGCCAGGGACCUCCCAACCUUGAGCAGCAACUCCAUCUACUUCAGUCUACCAUGGGACCCCAUUGUGUUGCAUUCGCUGGGGACUGGUUUGUCCGAGCGCUUAGCCGAGUCCUGCAAAAUACAUGAUGGGAAGGACAGGAUACGCCCAUCUGUGCGCCCCUUCACCAUUGCUGAUCAUCUCAUGACCUACUGCCAUACUCCUGAGUGGUCUAAAGGACUCAUGUUCCACGAGUACCAACACAUACCUGAAUCUUUCAAGGAACUGAUUAAGAACAUCCGGGCACAGGAUGCGCAAGUGCGGAUUCCACGUAUUGGUUGA
Triticum turgidum subsp. durum (durum wheat) is the source of this 1386-nucleotide messenger RNA. Lineage: Eukaryota; Viridiplantae; Streptophyta; Magnoliopsida; Poales; Poaceae. The record is from the annotation of a GenBank genome assembly.